AUGUUAUACAGGUAUUUAUUUUUAACGGUUAUUUUAUCCGUUUUUCCGAUAAUUAAAACUCAAGAUGACGACGAUGACGAUUUUCCAGUUCCGGAUUAUAUAUAUCAGUGUAAAAGAAACGAUCCGGAUGUGAAUGCCUGUUUAACAUAUGCGGCAAAUCAUUUAGCCAAUCAUUUUAAAGAUGGUAUUCCAGAAUUAGGAGUUCCAGGUGUCGAACCUAUAUCCAUCGAUGAAAUACAAAUCGCAUUAGGUACAGGACCGGAUGGAUAUCGUGCUAUUUUUAGAGAUAUCGAUGCUUAUGGUGUCAGCAACAUGACCGUAACUGGAGUUAGAACGGAUUUAGAUACUCUACAAUUUCAAUUAAGUUUUUUUAUACCAAAGAUAUCAGCACAAGCCAAAUAUAGAAGUUCUGGAGUUUUGAUUAUGGUUAAAGCAUCUGGAGGUGGUGAAUAUUGGGGUGAAUAUGAGGGUGUGAGAGCAAAAGUUUAUUUUAGAGCAAAAGCUCAUCCCGUAGGAAGACACAAAUAUUUAAGCAUCGAAGAAAUCAAAAUGGAUUUCAGCGUGAAAUCAAUUAAAAUGGGUAUACAAAACAUACACAAUGGAAAUUCCGUACUCGAAGCCGCAUUGAACUUGAUGAUAAACACGCACGCUCAAGAAUUAUUAACGGAAAUGAAACCGUCAUUGAGAAAAGAACUCGUUGGAAAAAUGAAAAUAUUUACGGAAAAUAUUUUCGCAAGAAUUCCAUACGACAUUAUGGUAGCAGACGAUUAA
This is a messenger RNA of Pediculus humanus corporis (human body louse), 771 nucleotides long. RefSeq names its product Circadian clock-controlled protein precursor, putative. The record is from RefSeq and is a predicted model, not a curated record. The transcript is spliced from 5 exons. Lineage: Eukaryota; Metazoa; Arthropoda; Insecta; Psocodea; Pediculidae. Bases 1 to 771 code for a protein of 256 amino acids.